CGAGCAGUGGGUCGGCCCAAGGGGAAGCUGGGCCCAGCCUCUGCAGUGAAGUUGGCUGCCAACCGGACCACGGCGGGAGCUCGCCGGCGCCGGACGCGAUGCCGCAAGUGCGAGGCCUGCCUGCGGACGGAGUGCGGCGAGUGCCACUUCUGCAAGGACAUGAAGAAGUUCGGGGGACCUGGACGGAUGAAGCAGAGCUGCAUCAUGCGGCAGUGCAUCGCGCCCGUGCUGCCCCACACUGCCGUGUGCCUUGUGUGUGGCGAGGCUGGGAAGGAAGACACAGUGGAAGAGGAAGAAGGCAAGUUUAACCUCAUGCUCAUGGAGUGCUCCAUCUGCAAUGAAAUCAUCCACCCAGGAUGCCUUAAGAUUAAGGAAUCAGAGGGUGUGGUAAAUGAUGAGCUUCCAAACUGCUGGGAGUGUCCAAAGUGUAACCACGCUGGCAAGACCGGGAAACAAAAGCGUGGCCCUGGCUUUAAAUAUGCCUCAAACCUGCCGGGCUCCCUGCUCAAGGAGCAGAAGAUAAACCGGGACAACAGAGAAGGGCAGGAGCCUGCCAAGCGAAGGAGUGAGUGUGAGGAGGCACCCCGGCGCAGGUCGGACGAGCACCCCAAGAAGGUGCCCCCGGAUGGCAUCCUGCGCCGAAAGUCUGAUGACGUGCACCUGAGGAGGAAGCGGAAAUAUGAGAAGCCCCAGGAGCUGAGUGGACGCAAGCGAGCGUCGACGCUUCCAACGUCCCCCGGUUCCUCCUCUCACCUCUCGCCGAGGCCCCCUCUAGGCAGCAGCCUCAGCCCCUGGUGGAGAUCCAGUCUCACUUACUUCCAGCAGCAGCUAAAACCUGGCAAAGAAGAUAAGCUUUUCAGGAAAAAGCGGCGGUCCUGGAAGAACGCAGAGGACCGGAUGGCUCUGGCCAACAAGCCGCUCCGGCGCUUUAAGCAGGAGCCCGAGGAUGACCUGCCCGAGGCACCCCCCAAGUCCAGGGAGAGUGACCACUCGCGCUCCAGCUCACCCACGGCUGGGCCUAGCACCGAAGGUGCGGAGGGCCCUGAGGAGAAGAAGAAGGUGAAGAUGCGUCGGAAACGACGGCUUCCCAACAAGGAGCUGAGCAAGGAGCUGAGCAAGGAGCUCAACCAGGAGAUCCAGAAGACAGAGAGCAGCCUGGCCAAUGAGAACCACCAGCCCAUCAAAUCUGAGCCCGAGAGUGAGAAUGAAGAGCCCAAGCGGCCCCUGAGUUUCUGUGAGCGCCCCCACCGCUUCAGCAAGGGCCUCAACGGCACACCCCGGGAGCUGCGACACCAGCUGGGCCCAGGCCUGCGGAGCCCACCCCGAGUCAUCUCCCGGCCCCCGCCCUCUGUGUCGCCUCCCAAGUGCAUCCAGAUGGAACGACAUGUGAUCCGGCCGCCCCCCAUCAGCCCCCCUCCCGAUUCACUGCCCCUGGAUGACGGGGCUGCCCACGUCAUGCACAGGGAGGUGUGGAUGGCCGUCUUCAGCUACCUCAGCCACCCAGACCUGUGUGUCUGCAUGCGGGUCUGUAGGACCUGGAACCGCUGGUGCUGCGAUAAGCGGUUGUGGACCCGCAUCGACCUGAACCACUGCAAGUCCAUCACACCCCUGAUGCUGAGCGGCAUCAUCCGGCGCCAGCCUGUUUCCCUGGACCUCAGCUGGACCAACAUCUCCAAGAAGCAGCUGAGUUGGCUCAUCAACCGGCUUCCUGGGCUCCGAGACCUGGUGCUGUCUGGGUGCUCGUGGAUUGCAGUCUCAGCCCUCUGCAGCUCCAGCUGUCCACUGCUCCGGACCCUGGAUGUGCAGUGGGUGGAAGGACUCAAGGAUGCCCAGAUGCGAGACCUUUUGUCCCCUCCCACAGAUAACAGGCCAGGUCAGAUGGACAAUCGGAGCAAGCUCCGCAACAUUGUGGAGCUGCGCCUCGCAGGCCUGGACAUCACAGAUGCCUCUCUGCGGCUCAUCAUCCGCCACAUGCCCCUGCUCUCUAAGCUGCACCUCAGUUACUGUAACCACGUCACUGACCAGUCCAUCAACCUGCUCACGGCAGUGGGCACCACCACCAGAGACUCCUUAACAGAAAUCAACCUGUCAGACUGCAAUAAGGUCACUGAUCAGUGCCUGUCCUUCUUCAAACGCUGUGGAAAUAUCUGUCAUAUUGACCUAAGGUACUGCAAGCAAGUCACCAAGGAAGGCUGUGAGCAGUUCAUAGCCGAAAUGUCUGUGAGCGUCCAGUUUGGGCAAGUGGAAGAAAAACUCCUACAAAAACUGAGUUAGUCCAAGGUCAAGUAUGUAAAUAUUGGGUGGGCAGGGGGAGGGAGAUGGUGAGGGAGGGGAAAGACUUCACAAAAAAUGAGGGAUUUUAUUUUCAAUUUGGAACUUGGAACAACAGACCAUGGAACGAUUCCAUUUUGCAAGUCUUGCCAAGGAAAAAGUUGUCCCACCAGCCCUUUCUGGAAUGAGUGAGCCGGACCCUUUCCUCUGGCCUUUCUGAAUGACCGUACUGUUUUCUGGACCAUUUCUGUGGCAGCCUUGAGCAAGAGAAGACAUUCCCAUCGGCAGAGGAUGGGACCUGGAAAACUUGUCUUAUUUUAGCACGAGCUUAGGAGUCUUUGGUGGCGGUGUUGGUUUUCUGUUUUGGGACACCUCGUUCCUGACAGCACUGAGGCUCCUGGCGUCCUCAUAAAAUGGACCACACACCACAUCUCUGCCGCCAUCUUGACACUUUUUUUUUUUUUUUGGUUUUGUUUUGUUACGGCUUACUUUAUGCAGAACUAUUUUUGUACAAAUUGUUUAAAAGUUAUUUAUGCAAGGUUUGAAUGCAUACCAGUGUUUUUAUUGUUUUGCGAUUGCCAACUUUCAUGGGCUCCUCAAGGUAGGAGAGAACAUCACCUGAACUUCAUCAUCAGAUGGGCCGGAUCUGACAGAGUGGGCGGGGCCUUCCCUUCAGAGCAUGUUUAACGAAGGGUUGUCCAGAAGUUCCAUAGGCAUGUGGUGGAAAUCUGUAAAUUAUAGUUGAAGUAAGACACUUUGCCACGUUUUCUCUUUAUAGAGUUCACCUUUUUCUCGAGAUUUUAAAAUUCCAAUUUCAGCCUUUGCACUCAGGAGGGUUCCGCCCCAGCAUGAGCUCUUGUUCUCCGUCUAAUUCAUAUGGUGAGUCAAGAAGUAGAAUCAGCGACCCAGUGUAGCCUUUCUUUUCCUGAUUUCUCUCCUUUGAAGUGUAAGUUGAGUUCUCAGUUAAGGCUUAUGACAUGGCUCUUUCCUCCUGUAACAUUAUGCAUUCAUAAGUGCCAUUGUUGUAAGGCGGUGUUUUCCUAGACCUCCCUUGAUGCGGUUUUACCUUUGUUGACUUUGUAUAAACAGUUGUAC
This is a messenger RNA of Orycteropus afer afer, 3366 nucleotides long. It is a transcript of the gene KDM2B, whose product is annotated as lysine demethylase 2B. Lineage: Eukaryota; Metazoa; Chordata; Mammalia; Tubulidentata; Orycteropodidae. Gene Ontology annotation, molecular function: protein binding; DNA binding; transcription coregulator activity. Gene Ontology annotation, biological process: regulation of transcription by RNA polymerase II; protein demethylation. The record is from RefSeq and is a predicted model, not a curated record.